CUUUUCUGUCAUUGCCGCAAAGUGGUUUACAGCGUGUUCAUCAGGCGACUCACAUGGGAAGAUCGUCUCUAUUCUAAAUUCCUAGUGUCACCAUGGACGGAAAGCCCAAAAAGAAGACGUUUGCUCACAAGGAUGGUAUUAAAUCUAAAGGAGAUGGUGGUGCUAUGACAGGAAAGCCGAAGGGAAAUGUUCCAGGAAAGCGCCCAUUUAAGCCACACAAUGCUAGCAAAGGCAAGGGAGCUCCAGGAACUGGAAAGAAAUUCAGUCCCGAUGGGAAAAAGUUUCAAGGAGGACCUGGGAAAAAGUUCCAAGGAGGACCGGGGAAGAAGUUCCAAGGAGGACCGGGGAAGAAGUUUCAGGGAGGAGGAGGCGGAGGAAAGAAGUUCCAGGGAGGAGGAAAAGGGGGCCCGCAGAAAUUUAUUAAAAAGACAGGAGAUGAUGGGAAAUUCUCCAAGAAGAGAAAGUUACCAGCAGGAAAGGAGGAUGGGGAGGGCUCUGAGGCUAAGAAGCCCAAGUGGGAUGAGUUCAAACAGAAGAAGAAGGACUUGAAGCAGAAUCGUCAGCAGAAUGAGAGGAAAGAAACAUUCCACAUCAUUAGCCGAGCCAAGCAGGUGUGGGAGAUAGUCCGGAGGAAAGACUGUGACAAAGAGAAGAGAACCAAGCUGAUGAAGGAGCUGCAUGGCCUUGUACAGGGGAAGAUUAAAGCUAUUGCCUUUGCACACGACUCAACACGAGUGCUCCAGUGUUUCAUUCAGUUUGGCAGCGAAACACAGAGACAAGAAGUGUUUGAUGAGCUCAAAGAGCACAUUGUGGAGCUCAGCAAGUCAAAAUAUGCCAGAAAUAUCGUUAAGAAGUUUUUAAUGUAUGGGAGUAAGCAGCAGGUGGGGGAGGUGAUGGUGGCCUUUAAGGGACAGGUGCGUCAGAUGUUGCGGCAUGCAGAGGCCUCGUCGGUGGUGGAGUACGCCUAUAACGACAAGGCCAUCCUCUCCCAGAGACUCAUGCUCACAGAGGAGCUCUACGGAAACACAUUCCAAGUACUUAAGUCCUCGGUUUGUCCCACGCUAGACAAAGUUCUGGAAAGUAAUCCAACCAAAUUAGACAGCAUCAUGGAGGAGAUGAAACUCAUUCUCACGCCAAUGUCACAAAAAGAAGCAGUCAUCAAACAUUCCUUGGUCCACAAAGUGUUCCUGGAUUUCUUCCUUCACGCCCCUGCCAAACAGAGAACGGAGAUGAUUGAGUCCAUCAGGGAGUCAGUGGUUUACAUGGCCCACACACACGACGGCGCACGGGUGGCUAUGCACUGCCUAUGGCACGGAACACCCAAGGACAGGAAAGUCAUCAUCAAAACCAUGAAGACGUACAUAGACAAAUUUGCCAUGGGUGAUUAUGCAAAUCUCGUACUGCUGGCUGCCUUUGACUGCAUUGAUGACACAAAACUUGUCAAACAGCUGAUCAUAUCGGAGGUCAUCUCGUCGCUGUCGGAGGUGAUCGGUAACAAGAACGGCCGUAAGGUGCUUCUGUACCUGCUGAGCCCUCGCGACCCCGCCCACUUCCUGCCAGAGAUCACACAGCUGCUGGAGAAGGGAGACGGCAACGCACACAGUAAGAAGGACACGGCGGUGAGGAGACGAGAGCUACUCGAGGCCAUCUCUCCCCCUCUGCUGGAGCACCUGACGGAGAACGCCCGUGCCAUGACAACGGACAAGGCGUCCUGCGUUGCCGUGAGCGACAUCCUGGGCGGGGCACUGGGUGACCUCCGACCCGCCAUGGAGGCGGUGGCCCAGCUGGCCGCGGACGAGUUCACACCCGGGGGAGUGGACGGACAGCUGCACAUGGUGGAGCACCCUGCAGGACACCUGGUGCUCAAGUGGCUGAUCGAACAGGACUCCAAGAUGAAGGAGGCCGGCAGAGAAGAGCGUUUCUCCCGGGUGCUGUUGGACAAGGUGGGCCUGGAGAAGAUGACUGUCUGGGCUAAAGUCAACCGCGGAGCCAUGGUGCUUGGCUGCCUGCUGCAGAGUGCGGAUGAGGAGGUGGCGGAGGAGGUGAAGCAGGCCCUGAAGGCCCUGGUGCCGGAGCUGAAGGACGUCCAGAACUCCAAAGGGGUGGAGGCACUGCUGGAGAAGCUCAGCUAAGGCAGACCGCUAAACACUUAGAGUGCGGUACAAUAUGCGACCUUGCCUCCUCCACUUGUGCUUGUGGCCUCACGUUUUGCUGAUGCCCCGCCUCCAUGGAGAAAACAAUUAAGUUUCCUCACUGUGAGCCUAGCCACAACAAUUUUUUGGGGGACUAUUCUUCAUUCACCAUCCAGUUUGCAAAUGAGAAAAAGACUUUACAAUUGAGCUUUUGCGAGAUAUUGAAAUAUAAUGCUGUUGUCAGUGAUGUCAUCAUGACAUAUUACUUCCUGGUACGAGGAAACAAGCACAAGUGGAGGAGGCAAGGUCGCAUAUUGUAACGCACACAUACACUCAGACUGGCUGGAGUUCAAAACUAGUUCCUCACAUCCUUUCCUGUUGCCUGUGACCUCUUGCCUCGGCAUCGCCACACCUCCGUGGAGAAAAAAAUAAAAUCUCUUCAAUGUCCACCUAGGCAGAACAUUUUUUUGCAAAUAAGAUUAUGACUUUUUGAUGAUUUUGAAUUGUGCUUUUGUGAGAUAUUGAAUAAAUAUUUCGCGUUGAGCCUUACAUCACCAGGCAUCAAGCAACAGGAAAGGAUGUGAGGAACUACAAUGACUUGUACCCGUUGACUGAGGUGGGUUGGCAAUGAGCAAUGGAUUCUGUUUGGGGUUUUUUUUGUUUUUGUUAUGGAAUUGUAUAAGGACACAAUGGCCACGGGACAACAACAGCGAAUGCCACAUGUAAAAAAAAAAAAAAAAAAUAGACUAGAAUUAAGGUUGUAAAAUUUGACAUGUAGCAAAUGAACCAAGCUUGUAUUUGACAAUGUCAGUCAGAGGUCAUUGGGGUAAAACGGUCUGCAAUCCACAUUGUAUUGUGAAGAAUGAUAUUGCCAGUAUACUGUUCACAAUUUUCCGUGUGUCUUUAUGUACCCAAACUGCCCAUUUUGCCCUGUGCUGGCAACAUUUUAUGUGUCCAAACUUGUACAUACAACAAGGAUCUAGAGAUUCAAGGAACAACCUACUUGAACCAUUUUUGUCUGUUGAAAAUGUGACCAUGAUAUCAUGAUUUUUAUGUAUUUAAAUAUAAAUACCUUACUAAUA
Engraulis encrasicolus (European anchovy) is the source of this 3214-nucleotide messenger RNA. RefSeq names its product pumilio RNA-binding family member 3 (gene pum3). The transcript has 18 exons. NCBI's taxonomy places the organism in Eukaryota, Metazoa, Chordata, Actinopteri, Clupeiformes, Engraulidae. Gene Ontology annotation, biological process: regulation of translation. Gene Ontology annotation, molecular function: mRNA binding. Bases 93 to 2132 code for a protein of 679 amino acids. Gene Ontology annotation, cellular component: nucleolus. The record is from RefSeq and is a predicted model, not a curated record.